CGUUUUGCGCCAACGGGCACACUGCUUCUUGUAUGUGUAUAUAAAUACAAGAAGAUUAGUGCAAAAUUGUUGUUGUUAGUUAUAGUUUUUUGGCCGCCGUGUGCUAGCAAAUGCAUUUUAUGCCCCGGCCCGCGCACUUUGGCACUACAUGUUAACGGAUUUCAGGCCGGCGUGGAACGAAUUGGGCUGGAAAGCGGUGCGUAACGGCGGUCGUCAGGAGACUUGGCAACGAGCUGAUGACAAUAUUGGCUAAGGUUUAAUGGAUGACACAUCAGCACCAUGGGAAAGUUACUAUCAAAAAUUUUCGGCAACAAGGAAAUGCGAAUUCUCAUGCUCGGACUGGACGCGGCUGGAAAAACAACGAUUCUGUACAAACUGAAACUCGGCCAAUCUGUUACAACGAUACCCACUGUGGGCUUUAAUGUGGAAACCGUCACUUAUAAGAAUGUCAAGUUUAAUGUGUGGGACGUCGGUGGGCAGGAUAAGAUUCGACCGCUAUGGCGACACUAUUACACGGGUACACAGGGUCUGAUCUUCGUCGUGGACUGUGCGGAUCGGGAUCGGAUAGACGAGGCGCGCACGGAGCUGCAUAGGAUAAUUAACGAUAGGGAGAUGCGCGACGCCAUCAUACUGAUAUUUGCUAACAAGCAGGAUCUGCCUGAUGCAAUGAAACCCCAUGAAAUCCAGGAAAAACUAGGUUUAACUAGAAUAAGAGAUCGCAAUUGGUAUGUACAACCAUCAUGUGCCACAUCCGGCGAUGGCCUGUCCGAGGGCCUCAUUUGGCUAACGUCGAACCAUAAGUUAUGAGAAUCGUAAUCGAGCAUUUUCUUAUAUGUAUGUAUAUGGCAUGUAUUAUUCAAAGCGAAGCAAAAGCGAAAAAUAUUCUAUUUUAUUUAUACAAAGGAAAACCAACCGCAAGCGCAUAGUAAAAGCCCAAUUCGUAAAAACGAACGUACAUAAAUUACAAAUGUUAAAAAUGGUAUAUAGAAGUCAGAUAUAUAUAGUAAUUAUAUAUACUCUCAAUUAACCAACCAAUAUUCUCACUAGUAAAAAUACACAUACCUACAAAAUAAAAGAAGCAUCAACGUAAGCAGCCGGUAAAUAUCCGUAAAGUAAAUUAUGCGUGAAGCACAGAGACAUAAAGCAAAACAUCAACGGAGAUUAGCCUUAAGUAAGUUUUUCUUGUAAAUUAUAUUGAUGAGACACGUAAGCAAUAAGUUGAAAGCUUGUUUAUUGCAACUGUUACUAUAUUUGACUUGAGCAAGGGUGUAACGAGUCUUAAAUAAAUUGUAAAUAAAUAUUCAAAUUAAAGCCCAUAUACAACAACAAACGAAAUAAAAGAAAACACCGAACAAACAAUUGAACAAACCUAUAGAUUGCUAUUUAGAUUAAAACUGAGUCUUCAAAAUAUAAUGAAAUAGUAACUGUGCCUUCCUCAA
Molecule: messenger RNA, 1439 nt
Organism: Drosophila santomea
Lineage: Eukaryota; Metazoa; Arthropoda; Insecta; Diptera; Drosophilidae
Gene: Arf51F
Product: ADP-ribosylation factor 6
Exons: 5
Coding region: 280-807 (175 amino acids)
Biological process (GO): vesicle-mediated transport; intracellular protein transport
Cellular component (GO): cytoplasm
Molecular function (GO): GTPase activity; GTP binding
Source: RefSeq, a predicted model, not a curated record